UUCAACUGCGUCCAGCGCGCGCACCAGCACGCCAUCGAGACCCACGCGUCCUUCGUCGUGCUCUCGGUCAUCGGCGGCUGGGGCCACCCGCUCCUCGUGUCCCUGUCGGGCCUGCUCUGGAUCUUCGCGCGCCUCGACUGGGCCUGGGGCUACGCGACCGGCGAGCCGUCGGCGCGCUACGGCGGCAAGUUCGGCUUCCACAUCUGGUCGUCGCUGCUCCUCAUCGUCGCCGCGGCCGUCUCCACGGGCGUCCAGCUCCUC
Molecule: messenger RNA, 261 nt
Organism: Aureococcus anophagefferens
Lineage: Eukaryota; Pelagophyceae; Pelagomonadales; Pelagomonadaceae
Exons: 1
Cellular component (GO): endoplasmic reticulum; nuclear envelope; membrane
Molecular function (GO): glutathione peroxidase activity; glutathione transferase activity
Source: RefSeq, a predicted model, not a curated record